Molecule: messenger RNA, 951 nt
Organism: Hevea brasiliensis (rubber tree)
Lineage: Eukaryota; Viridiplantae; Streptophyta; Magnoliopsida; Malpighiales; Euphorbiaceae
Product: 40S ribosomal protein S11
Exons: 6
Coding region: 142-621 (159 amino acids)
Biological process (GO): translation
Cellular component (GO): ribosome; cytosolic small ribosomal subunit
Molecular function (GO): structural constituent of ribosome
Source: RefSeq, a predicted model, not a curated record
AUCGGUUAACAUUACACAUAUGACCAAAUCUAGGGUUAAGGGUUUUGUAUAUAGCGACUCAAAAAUCUCUCCUUCUGUGUCUCGCGCAUCUCUUACUGCCGUUUCAGCUUCAACAGCUUCCCUGAGAAAGAGCUUUCAAUCAUGGCGGAGCAGACUGAGAAGGCAUUUUUGAAGCAACCCAAGGUGUUUCUAUGUUCAAAGAAAUCUGGGAAGGGAAAGAGGCCUGGAAAGGGUGGAAAUCGAUUCUGGAAAAGCGUCGGCUUGGGUUUCAAGACUCCCAGAGAAGCUAUUGAAGGAACUUAUAUUGAUAAGAAAUGCCCCUUCACUGGAACUGUGUCUAUCAGGGGUCGAAUCUUAGCUGGAACUUGCCACAGUGCCAAGAUGAUGAGGACCAUUAUUGUCCGCCGGAAUUACCUUCAUUUUAUAAAGAAAUACCAAAGAUAUGAAAAGAGACAUUCAAAUAUUCCAGCACACAUAUCUCCAUGUUUCCGUGUGAAAGAAGGAGAUCAUGUUAUUAUUGGGCAAUGCAGACCACUAUCAAAGACUGUUAGAUUCAAUGUGCUUAAGGUGAUUCCUGCUGGAUCUUCUGGCGGUGGCAAGAAGGCCUUCACAGGAAUGUGAGUUUUGACAAUGAUGUUUUUCAGGCGAGUGUUACAGUCACAAUGGAUUUAGGGUAAUCUGGUUAUGUAAAAGCAGAUUUUGGAAGUCUUGAACAGCAUCUAGGUUUGACAUUGGAUGCUUCUAUUUUUUCGCCCUUCUCAGAUUAUUGAUUAAAUUAUGGAUUAUUGAAGAUACUCUCUACUUCAUUUUUUUUUUGGUAAUGUGGAAAUUUGUUGCUUAAUAAAGUAUGUCCAGUGAGUGGAUUAACACAUUUUUUGGUAAGAAAAACUAGGUAUUGGAUGAACAUGCAUUGUUUAGAGAGAUUCAUUUUUAUAUAUGUUGAUUAAAACA